AUGCGGGAGCACUUGCGGGAGCCAUGGACAGAGGCGAAGGUUCUUUUCGAUGGGCGCUUCUCGCCCUCCGGCAUACAAGACAGGAGGCGUCAGCUGACUGUCCAGCAGGAGAUAGAGUCACUGCAAAUGUCCAAAACAUGCAUGGCACUGUAUCCGAUGAAGAGCAUCAAGAGGAUUCUUGACAAGACCUGGAACCGCGAAGUGACGUUUAGGCAGACGUGGCACGGCCCUGAGCGCUUCGAUGCCAUCGAAGCGAAGCAGUGUCUCAGGCCAAUAAUCGCAAAGAGCGAUUGCACUGAUUGCACCAAUGAGCUCAAUGCAAAGCAGCCUCCGGAAGCUCAGACGGGUGCUAGUUGUCAGGAUGCUCAAGAAGAUGUUUGUAUCCAUCACGCAGAUCAAAGCUCAAGGCUUGAUUCCAACGAGGCAGGAUCAGCUGGUCCGACGGUGACUUCCGAGAGACAAGACUGUGCAGAAGCAUCGGAUGUGGCACAGACAGAGGAUGCCAAGGAAGAACCUCGCACCAGCGAGCCCGGGGAAAGCUGCAUUCUCACAUCACGACAAGGUUCCACCCUGCUUACCGCCAGCUGGGUGAUGCGGGAGUCGAGACAGGCAUCCCAGGGAAACCAGCUUGGCCGAAUUGAGGAACCCAAGGGCUACAAAUCUGCACUGGAUGUGUUGCAUGAACUUUCAGCUCGGCAUCCCGAGAAGAGUGUGAGAAGGCACGCACACAGAUCUGACGCUGUGAUUAUGGAGCAUCAUCACAUCCACAGACAUCGUCAUCGACAUCACCGCCAGGUCAAGGAGUCGGAAGAGGAGGCGAUGCUGGCGGCGCUGAAGGUGCCGAAAUCUUCUCAGUCAGAGAUGACCCUGCGUUUGCCUCCUCUGAACUCCAAGCACGCGGUCGCAAAGCGCAAAGCGAAGGGUGCAGAAGCGCUGCCAAAGGGCCUGCGAAUUGACCCGAGGUUUGAUGAGAUGUGCGAGCUGGAAGGAGUGACCCAGUCGGAAAUGCUGACUCGCUGGAUAGACGCACGAUGGGAAGCCAUGGGCUACCAGGAUUCUGAUCUUGCCGAGGACGUUCUGGGCAAGUGCAAGGAUUCUGAUUGCUCUUCUGGAGAGCCCAGGAGCACGAAAGAGCCCAGCACCGACAGCAUAGCUGAAAGUGAAGAAGGUGUUUCCAGCCCAAGUACCGGGAGGUCCGCGUUCAGCAGAGAUGAACCGCUUGAACGCCAGUCACCACCACCAAGUCCAUCACCUCUCGCAUCUGCCAUGGAUGAUGACGAUGACGACGAGGAGGACGGCGUUCCAGACAUAGAGACCUGGAUGCGUCGAUACGCCUCGAGAGGGUCAGCAGAAGAAGACGAGUGA
Symbiodinium necroappetens is the source of this 1365-nucleotide messenger RNA. The record is from the annotation of a GenBank genome assembly. Lineage: Eukaryota; Dinophyceae; Suessiales; Symbiodiniaceae.